UUAGGCUUAGAAGUUUUUGCAGAGAAGAGUGAUGGGGGCGGAGUCGUGCAAGGGUGACAUCCUUGCGCUGCCGGAGGACUGCAUAGCAUAUAUUAUCUCCUUCACCAAUCCCAGGGACGCAUGCCGCCUCGCGAUUCUAUCCUCUGUUUUAUCCUCUGCAAUUCGAUAUGAUUUCGUCUGGGAGUCUUUUAUGCCCUAUGAUUAUCGCCAAAUCCUUUCGCGCUCCGUCGCCGGUUCCGAUUCGCUGCUCAGAAAAUUUAGUUCGAAGAAGGAACUCUACGACUAUCUAUGUGAUCAUCCGAUCCUCAUCGAUGACGGUCGCAAGAGCUUUUCAUUGGAUAGAUCUACCGGAAAGGUUUGCUGCAUGCUGUCUGCAAAAGAAGUGUGUUCAGAAAUGAUAAAUCGGACUUCAUUACCUGAAUCCAGGUUUUCAGAGGUGGCAGAGAUUCCUAAAAAUCGCGCUCUGAGGAUACAUGGCCCUGGUUACGCCGAAAUGCCUCCCCUGACCCCCGACACCAAAUACAUAGCCUACUUUGUGUUCUCUUUCAAUACAGAAACAGAUGGAUUUAAACUUCCCGCCAAUCCUAAGCAUGCUAAGGUGGAGCUCCAAUGGUGGCCUGAUAAGAGAAAAUUUUUGAUUUGUUUGUUGCCAAAAGAUGCAAUCCAUGAUGAGAAUUUAGAUGAUCGAUAUCUUGAUUUCAUAUGCCAUCCGGAUAUUUUGUGGCCAAAUACUAGGCUUGACGGAUGGCUGGAAAUUGAGUUAUGGGAGUUAUUCAUUACUAGAGAAAAACGUGAAUCCAACGAAGAUGGGAGAGAGUAUCAUCAAAAACUGCAGCUCGACACUGACUCUUGGAAGUGUGGUAUCCAUAUUGAAGGUAUUGAAUAUAGGCCCAAACAUUGAUUGCUUUAUUUAGCUCGGAGAAUGGUAAAUAAGGAUGGAUGAACACAUCUGUUUUUUUUCGGUUUCUUUUGUUAGUUAAAUUAUGUUUUAUGAAGUUACUUUUGUUCUUUU
This is a messenger RNA of Andrographis paniculata, 1012 nucleotides long. Its product is annotated as F-box protein At2g02240-like. The transcript has 3 exons. Bases 32 to 901 code for a protein of 289 amino acids. The record is from RefSeq and is a predicted model, not a curated record. NCBI's taxonomy places the organism in Eukaryota, Viridiplantae, Streptophyta, Magnoliopsida, Lamiales, Acanthaceae. Gene Ontology annotation, molecular function: protein binding.